AUGAGACUGUACUGCCUCAGCAAUGACUUGGCCAAACCAUGUUACGUUAUCACUUUUAAGGGACUGCGGAUAAUGCUGGAUUGCGGUCUGACAGAACAGACGGUUCUUAACUUCCUCCCUUUGCCAUUUGUCCAAAGUAUGAAACUCUCAAAUUUACCAAACUUUAUUCCAAGCCGAGAACACGAUCCCCAAAUGGACGGCGAACUGAAGGAGUGCUGUGGGCGAGUCUUUGUAGACUCUUCCCCAGAAUUUACUCUGCCCAUGGACAAGAUGAUGGAUUUCAGUGAAAUCGAUGUUAUACUAAUAUCCAACUAUUUGAAUAUGUUGGCGUUGCCGUACAUUACGGAAAACACGGGAUUCAAAGGCAAAGUAUAUGCCACCGAACCCACAUUGCAAAUCGGCAGGUUCUUCUUAGAGGAACUGGUCGAGUAUAUAGAGGUUGCACCGAAAGCCAGCACCGCCCAAUUAUGGAAGGAUAUGUUACACAUAUUACCUUCACCACUAAGUGAGGCUUUUCGCCCGAAGAAAUGGAGGACUAUUUUCAGCCUGAAAGACGUACACAAUAGUCUUUCAAGAGUGACAAUUAUGGGGUACGACGAGAAAUUAGAUAUAUUAGGAGCUUUUAUUGCAACGCCUGUAAGUUCGGGAUACUGUCUGGGUUCCAGCAACUGGGUACUUAGUACGGCUCAUGAAAAAAUUUGCUAUGUUAGCGGUUCUUCUACACUGACAACGCAUCCGCGACCUAUAAAUCAGUCAGCACUUAAACAUGCUGACGUUCUUAUUAUGACGGGUCUUACCCAAGCACCCACUGUUAACCCAGAUACAAAAUUGGGAGAGCUUUGUAUGAACGUUGCAUUAACCAUACGCAACAAUGGAUCUGCGCUAAUACCCUGCUAUCCGUCAGGGGUUGUGUACGAUUUAUUUGAGUGUUUAACGCAAAAUCUGGAAAACGCUGGACUGAACAAUGUUCCGAUGUUCUUCAUUUCGCCCGUGGCCGACAGUUCCCUCGCCUAUUCCAAUAUUUUAGCCGAAUGGUUGAGUUCAGCCAAACAGAACAAAGUUUAUCUGCCAGAUGAUCCAUUCCCGCAUGCCUUCUACUUGCGCAAUUCAAAAUUGAAGCAUUACAAACAUGUAUUUUCCGAUGGCUUCAGCAAAGAUUUUCGUCAGCCUUGUGUAGUAUUCUGCGGGCAUCCAAGUCUGCGAUUCGGCGAUGCUGUACAUUUCAUAGAAAUGUGGGGUAAUAAUCCUAAUAACUCAAUUAUAUUUACUGAACCAGAUUUUCCCUAUUUACAAGUAUUAGCUCCCUUCCAACCAUUGGCUAUGAAAGCCUUUUACUGUCCCAUUGAUACAUCUCUGAAUUACCAGCAAGCCAACAAAUUGAUCAAAGAGCUAAAACCGAGUGUAUUAGUAAUUCCAGAAGCCUACACAAAACCACACCCGAGUGCGCCAAAUCUUUUCAUCGAACAACCCGAUAAGAAAAUUAUAACUUUUAAAUGUGGUGACAUAAUACGGCUACCACUGAAGAGGAAACUAGAUCGAGUAUACCUCACAUCUGAAAUGGCUCAGAAGAUUGUUCCCCGAGAUGUUGGCAAUGGUGUUACAAUUUCCACUAUAACUGGAAUACUGCAAGUCAAGGAUAAAGUACAUAACAUAAAGCCAUGUGCAGAUACUGUUAGUGACAUGCCCAGUGGAAGUAAAAAACAACCUCCUCCCUCCAGAGAAGAUGUAUUGAAAAAUGUUAAGUAUGAGUAUGGAAGCCCUGACGUGGACUCGCUUGUAAAGCGCCUCAGUCAAGAUGGUAUAACUAACAUUAAAAUGGAACGUCAGGGCAAUGUGCUGACCCUGCACUUAGUAAAUGAAGAUACCAUUAUAAAAUUCGAAGACAAUGAAACCCAUAUCGUUUGUGGUGGCAAACAAUCACUACGCUUAAAACUAAGAGAUUCCCUACUGAAAUGUCUUCAGUCCUUCUAG
Molecule: messenger RNA, 1971 nt
Organism: Musca vetustissima
Lineage: Eukaryota; Metazoa; Arthropoda; Insecta; Diptera; Muscidae
Gene: IntS9
Product: integrator complex subunit 9
Exons: 6
Coding region: 1-1971 (656 amino acids)
Biological process (GO): snRNA processing
Cellular component (GO): integrator complex
Source: RefSeq, a predicted model, not a curated record